GACGAUUCAAAUUCAAAUUAAACAAGUAAUUUAUGAUAUUCAAAUCCAACUUGAAUACUAACUAUUAUCAACAUUUUAUUUUACCUGAAUCCUAAAUUUAAAAUAGUUAUUUUUUCAAAUUACUCAUUUAAUUAAUAGUAUUUACACUCAUUUAUAAAAUUUCAAAAAGAAUUUAUUAAGAAUAAAAAUACCUUUUUUUUUUUUUUUUCAUUUAUAAUUUUUUAAUUAUUUAAUUAAUAUACUAAAAGAAAACAAUCCCCUAAUAGGAAAAAUAGAUGUUGUGGGUACAAUUCGGUACUCAAUAACCCGACGCUCCGAAUAAUCUUCCGGAUAGUAAAAUUCCCGUCGAUUUUAAGCACAACACAAGAAGCUUUAUCUUUUUCCCCUUUCUACUAUACCCUAGAAAACGCUGAGGACGAUGGACCCGUUUUAUGCGUCAGUACGGGAGAUGCGUGCGUCAAUGGUGUCAGUAGAGGUGAUACGGAGGAACUUUGCGGAAUGGGAUGUUUCGCCUUAUCAGUACCAAAAGUCGAACAUGGAUGAAUCUGAAAAUUGGUGCCACCCUUUCUGGACAGCUAACCAUGCUAACGGAUUCAGAAAGAGUUUUACUGAGACUUGCAAGCGCUACGAGAGUUUCGAUUUCUCCAUUGAGCCAGUCGUAGAUGGUAAGGUGAAGCAUUGCAGCUGCUCUGAGUUGGACAUUAUUACUAAUUUCGAGGAUUCUUUAAUCCAAAAGACUCUUACAGGAAGACUGUUCCGUGGCACCAUUGUUGAAGGAUCUGUAAGCCGACCUGCUAUUGUAAAGACAUGGGAUUAUCUCCUUCCUAUGGAACUUGAGAAUGGUCCGCGUCUGUAUAAAUUUUGUGAUGAGAUCGAGUUAUUAACAAAUGAAAGAGCAAAUAAACAUCCAAAUUUGGUGAAGUUCUACAAGUGCUGUUUCGAUAGGAGGCUGGCAGUUGUCUAUGAUGCAGAGUUCACUAGAGUCUUGUCAGACGUUCUUCUGGAUGAUGACUUUGGGUGGGAUAAGCGGAUUAAAGUGGCAAUCCAACUCGCAGAUCUCUUGUCAUGGUUGCACAAGAAUGGGAUUGCAGUUGGCAGCGUUACUAUUGAAUGUAUUAUGAUAGAUGAUGAAGUAAACAUAAAAGUUUUUGACUUUGGUUACGUAUCAAAUCAUGUGAAUGAAGAUACUACAAUUUCUGCUCUAGUUCGUGUUGGCCAGGAAGCUCCAGAGAUUUUCAGUGGCAUGUACGCGGACGAUGAAAUCUGAUGUUUAUAUAUUUGGCCUUCUACUGCUACAACUGAUAGCCAAUAAGGAGGUUAUUUGUGACGGUCCUGAUUUUCUGGAACAGAGAGCCAUAAAGGAGGCUAAGCGCGGUAAAAAAUAUCUGGUUCGUGAGUGCUUCAAAGAAGUUGAUCAUUCAACUGCAUUUGAGAUCACACUUCUGGCAUUCCGCUGCUUGCAUAUUGAUCGGCCAGACUGGAGGCCGAAGAUGGAUUACGUUCUGAAUGCUUUGACAGACUUAAGGGAUCGAGCAAGGGGGGAGAUACAAAAUAGAGAUGAAAUCGAGAGCCAGAGAGCCAGAAUAUAAUAACUGCUACCGGUUAGCUAUGCUUUUUACUAUCAUAAGUAUGAACUGCAUUUUAAGCUACUUAUGAUGAUGGAAACUCUUUAGAGAUGUUCUAAAUCUUUAAGCCAAGCUAUUGUAAGACAUUCUACUUUUCUUUC
Capsicum annuum is the source of this 1726-nucleotide messenger RNA. RefSeq names its product LEAF RUST 10 DISEASE-RESISTANCE LOCUS RECEPTOR-LIKE PROTEIN KINASE-like 1.3. The record is from RefSeq and is a predicted model, not a curated record. Lineage: Eukaryota; Viridiplantae; Streptophyta; Magnoliopsida; Solanales; Solanaceae. Bases 419 to 1267 code for a protein of 282 amino acids. Gene Ontology annotation, molecular function: ATP binding; protein tyrosine kinase activity. The transcript is spliced from 6 exons. Gene Ontology annotation, biological process: protein phosphorylation.